AUGAAUGAGAGACUAGACAUACUCGUAAUGUUUCAAAGACCGAUAGAUAUCAAGAAUCGACCUCGCAUUCCGAUCCCUGACGAGGACCCCUACAGCAUCGCCAGCUCUAAUGCCAACGGUUCAGGAUCCAGUGGAAGCUCCGGUGGCUACGGUCAUGGAAAUGGGCACAGUGUAGUGGCGGCAACCAGGGAACAGCUAAUGAUGCAAAUGGGACAAAGGAGGGGUGAUAAACCACCGAAACUACCGGCGAGGGAGAACGGCUACGGUCCCGCUGAUAUACCCAAGCCCGACUACGAUGAUAUCGAAGAAAAUGGUCGCGUACCAACACAAUUUCCACGUGGUAAAUCUGAUAAAGGCAAAGACAACAAGAAGUACGAUGACCCUUACUAUUGCGGUCUACGAGCUCGCGUACCAAACUUCGUGAAGGCGAACGGGGCGAAGCAUGUUCUGCCGGCGAUGGCUGAGCGGCUCACACUGAAAGAGGCGCCAGUGCCGGUGCCGAGCAAGCGAUACAGCGUGGCCCACGCCCAUCCCGGCCCAUUCCCCCCGCACAUGCCACCAUUCGCACACGCCCCUAUGCCACCGGCGGCACUAUGGCACGCACGCUCAUACGAGAGCGGAAUCGGUGCGUACGAACGUCCCCCUAGAAAGGAGAAGCUCAUAAUAUAUGACAAAAAAUCUCUAAUUAGUUCCACCUUGGAACAAAACAAAGAGAAGGAACAAGACACUAACAAUCACAUACUUGCAGAUGGAGAACACUAUGACCCAUACGCGCUAUACGGAAGGCUACCGAUGCCAGGACGCGGCUUUCCACCACCACCGGCACCUAACGCUCGCCACAUGUUCAUCGGAGAAUGGGACUAA
This is a messenger RNA of Diatraea saccharalis (sugarcane borer), 864 nucleotides long. Lineage: Eukaryota; Metazoa; Arthropoda; Insecta; Lepidoptera; Crambidae. The record is from the annotation of a GenBank genome assembly.